AUGUCUACUUCACACGAAACAGCUGAAAAGAAUAUUGAGAUCUGGAAGGUCAAGAAAUUGAUCAAAUCUUUAGAAGCAGCAAGAGGUAAUGGUACUUCUAUGAUUUCUUUGGUGAUUCCACCAAAGGGUCAAAUUUCAUUGAUUCAAAAGAUGUUAACAGAUGAAUACGGUACAGCAUCUAACAUUAAGUCUCGUGUUAAUAGAUUAUCUGUCUUAUCAGCAAUUACAUCCACUCAACAAAAAUUGAAAUUAUAUAAUAGUGUUCCUAAGAAUGGGUUAGUGGUUUAUUGUGGUGAUGUUAUAACUGAUGAAGGUAAAGAAAAGAAAUUAAAUAUUGAUUUUGAACCUUUCAAACCAAUUAACACUUCCCUUUACUUGUGUGAUAAUAAAUUCCAUGUUGAGGCAUUAAAUGAAUUAUUAGAAAAUGAUGAUAGAUUUGGUUUCAUCAUUAUGGAUGGUAAUGGUGCCUUAUUUGGUGCAGUUAGUGGGAAUACAAGAGAAGUUUUGCAUAAAUUUACAGUCGAUUUACCAAAGAAGCAUGGUAGAGGGGGUCAAUCGGCUCUUCGUUUCUCUCGUUUAAGAGAAGAAAAGAGACAUAACUACGUUAGAAAAGUUGCAGAAGUAGCAGUUCAGAAUUUCAUUUCUGGCGAUAAAGUAACCGUUAAAGGUUUAAUCUUGGCUGGUUCUGCCGAUUUCAAAACUGAAUUAUCUAAAUCUGAUUUAUUCGAUAAUAGAUUACAAGCAAAGGUUAUUAAAAUCGUUGAUAUUUCUUAUGGGGGUGAAAAUGGUUUCAAUCAAGCAAUUGAAUUAUCAGCUGAAACUUUAGCAAAUGUUAAAUUCGUUCAAGAAAAGAAAUUAUUAAAUGAAUAUUUCGAAGAAAUUUCCCAAGAUACUGGUAAAUUUUGUUACGGUGUUGAAGAUACUUUGAAAGCAUUGGAUUUAGGUGCGUGUGAAACUAUCAUUGUUCACGAAAACUUAAAUAUUGUUAGAUACACAUUAAAAGAUAUUGAAGGAGAGGAAGUAGUGGUGAAUGCUAACCCAGAAUUACCAGAUAAAUCUUGGAAAUUAGACAAAAAGACAGGUACAGAAAUGGAAAUCAUUAAAGAAGAAUCAUUCUUGGAAUGGUUAGCAGAAAACUAUAAGAACUUCGGGGCUGAAUUAGAAUUCGUCACUGAUAAAUCUUCGGAAGGUGCUCAAUUCGUUCAAGGUUUUGGUGGUAUUGGUGCCAUGUUGAGAUAUAAAGUUAACUUUGAACAAUUGGCAGAUGAAUCUGAUGAAGAUGAAUAUUAUGAUGACGAUGAUGACGACUUUAUCUAA
Hemisphaericaspora subhashii is the source of this 1317-nucleotide messenger RNA. It is a transcript of the gene ERF1, whose product is annotated as translation termination factor eRF1. Gene Ontology annotation, biological process: cytoplasmic translational termination. Gene Ontology annotation, cellular component: translation release factor complex; cytosol. Lineage: Eukaryota; Fungi; Ascomycota; Pichiomycetes; Serinales; Debaryomycetaceae. Gene Ontology annotation, molecular function: translation release factor activity, codon specific; sequence-specific mRNA binding. The coding region runs from base 1 to 1317 and encodes 438 amino acids. The record is from RefSeq and is a predicted model, not a curated record. The transcript has a single exon.